AUGACGGUGUCAGCCCACUCAGCACAGGACUCGACGUUCGAGCAUCGAAACGGCAGCACCAUCGUGGACACGGCCGCCGUGUUCCUGGCCGCGCCGAUCCGCCACCACCUCUGGGAUCUGGCCGAGGUGGUGCGCGCCAGCGGCCUCCAAGCCGCGCUGGCCGCCGGGGUCUUCGUGGGCGGCGCCAGGGUCGUGGAGGUCGUCCUCGACGAGCGGCGGUCGGCGCUGUGCGGCCGCGCGUUCGUGUGCGCCGCCGGCUUCGCGUGCGCCGAGCCCACGCGCCGCGGCCGCGCGCCCGUCUGCUCCUCGCGCUGCCACGCGGGGUUCUGCCUCAACGACGGCGUCUGCAGCCACCGGCCUCCGGAGGGACCCGCGUGCCGGUGCCCCGUGGGGGAGGAUUUUUGGUUUGUGGGGCCGCACUGCGACGAGAAGGUGACGGCCGAGAGCCAGGGCCUGGGCCGCGUGGCCGGGGUCGCCCUGGGGGUCGCCAUGGCCCUGGCGGCCGCCGUGACCACCCUGGCGGUGCUCGUGGCGAGGAGGAGGAGGGGCAGGAGACAGUGCCAGCACGUGACCCCCGCAGUGAAGGACACGGAGCAGGAGCACAGCAGCAGUUACCGGCGCUUCAGCCGCUGCGACGAGAUCUGGUCGCGACCGGCACGGAGCUCCUGGACCUGGGGAUCGGCGCGGUCCCUGGCGAGCGAAGAGGCGGCGGCGGCUGCGGCCGUGCCGGCGGGACCCACGGCCCGGGGUCCGAACGCUGCCCCCGUCGGUCACCCUCGCGGAGGCCUGGGGCGGGACGGGCGAGCAGGAAUCAGUUUGCAGUCGGGACUCAACGUCCUGGACUCGGGCCUAGCGAGCGACACGUCGGCCUCCAGCCUGGACCGGGGCGGCCCGGCCGUCGUCCACCGGCCCAGCCGCUCCCCCGGCCCUCGUCGUCAGCCAGCGCACAUAUCUCCCCGGCUUCUGAACAGGCGGCCGUACUCGUACUGCGAAGGCCUGGAGCUUGUGGAGAUGGACUGGCUGUGCAAUGCUGACACGAACUGCCAACGAUGAACGCCACUAAGAAUGGUGGUAAAAAAAAGUGAACUGUCACCGGCAAAAAAAACCGUGAACUGUCGGUUGUAAAAUAGAUUAACUGUGUGGGGUAAAAUCCCUUGACUGUCAGCUACGAUAAUGUUGUAUGGAAGAGGAGCAGCAGCAUUUUACAGUUUGGCAUUAAGUGUUGAAUAUCCAGUCAAGUUCUUAGGGAGAUGCAGAGUUCAUUUUCAGAGAUGUUUCCAGUGGGGAAUGAGCAACAGUGGACAUUUGUGUUGACUAGACGUUCCAUUGCUGUUCACAGCAUUCACUCUGUUGAGUGUAAUUGAGUCUGCAUAUGUGCAGAAACCAUGCGGUGAAUGAGUGUGCAUGAGUGAGUUAAGGAGGAGGGGAGCGGUAGUGUAGUGGUUAGCGCGCUGCACUAGGAACCCGGCGACCGAAGUUCGAUUCCGGCUCACGGUUAACACCAGUAACGAUUAU
Molecule: messenger RNA, 1515 nt
Organism: Petromyzon marinus (sea lamprey)
Lineage: Eukaryota; Metazoa; Chordata; Hyperoartia; Petromyzontiformes; Petromyzontidae
Source: RefSeq, a predicted model, not a curated record